GUCACUAGUCUCACUAGAAUACUAGUCUAGAUCUAGAUCUAGAUUUCUAUAUAGAUCUAGAACUAGUAACUAGAUAUAGAUCUAUGAAUCUAUUACAUCUCUAGAUCUAGAUGCAGACUAGAUCUGUGUCAGUCUGUGUAGUCUGUAGAGACUGUAGUUACUGUAGUACAAAAUUGAGUAAGAUUAAAUUAAGUAUAAUUAUUCUGUGUGCAGCAAUGUUGCUUAAAUUGAAAGAAGUGGUUCAAUGGACACGGAUGACAGCAUUUGAACUCUUCCUUCAUCUGCUUUCUAUCCUCAUAUUUAGUGUUCUCUUGGCAACAAAAUUAGAGAGGCAUCUGGCAGCUUCAUGGCCUACUGUGUUUUCACCUCUUUUUAUCUGUGAUGGCUUGAAUGCAUACUUGUGUCUUAUUGUCUUCGUAAGACAGUUCAGAGAAUAUGAGUUAAAACAGGCAAGUUUACGUGUUGCAGGCUCACUUCUAGUCAAUGGACUUAUAUUUACUUUCAAGCUUCUGUUGUGCCAGAAACUUGUUACAGGAAACUUGAGUUGUUCUGAAGUGUUUGCACCAUUAUUUGUCCUGUCUACCUUCCUUAUGAUAAGAGCUUGUCGAAUGCACUAGUAGUAAAGGUCUUUGACAUCAUUCUCCAGCACAAAUCAUUACCAGUUUAUCUCAAAGUACACCUUUUCCUGCAUUGAAGUUUUACGCUGCUUAGAAGCUUUUAUUAAAUCUUCUUUAUGGUGCAGUUCCUGGACAUAUUUCACAUUGGAUUUGGGGAUGAGCAAGUAAUUUUGUUCCUAGUUAUACAUGUCUAGAGAACAUAUCAUGAGGCUAUAGUUACCAGGCGUACAAUUAUGCAAGCAAACGUUUAACAAAAACUUUAUAAAGAAAGGCCCAGAACAGUCACUCCUUCAAACCACACUGUUUAUCAUGUGAGUACCAAUAUAUAAUUAAGUAACACUAAGUUCUCUCUACCUUGAACAAUGGGCUAUAACAUGUCAAGAAACAAGCCAAACCUUUGAUUCCAGCUUUUUUUUUUCUGUGAGCAUCCUACAGAAAAUCUUGAGCUGAGGAUAUUUUUGUCAUGAACUCAAGUGUCUUCAAACAGAAUUUAAAUGAGGCUUUGCAAACACAGAGUACGAGAAACUCUAGAGAAACAUUCAAGUUAUUAUAAUUUAUUUUAGUUUAUAUCAAUUCACUUUUUAGUAGUAAACAAAAAAAUGUAUUUUAUGUAUGUCUGUUAGUAUUGCAACUAUAAAAAUAUUUUUGUUUAUUCAGUAAGAUAUUCCAUAAUAUAAAGCUGUGGUAAUAAAGAAACAUUUCUUUUUUUUUAUAUAUAUAUAAAUUAUAAAUAUGAAAAUAAUUUUUUUUGUGUGCACAUUUUUGUUUCUUUAAGGAAGAAAAAUUAAAUACAAUUUGUUUUUUGAUUUUAUGUUUUUAAAUUCUGUAUCAGGAAAAUUAUUCUACACACAUACUUUCAGAAAUGGAAUAAAUUGUAAAUAGCC
Biomphalaria glabrata is the source of this 1501-nucleotide messenger RNA. RefSeq names its product transmembrane protein 203-like. Gene Ontology annotation, biological process: intracellular calcium ion homeostasis. The record is from RefSeq and is a predicted model, not a curated record. The transcript has 3 exons. Gene Ontology annotation, cellular component: endoplasmic reticulum. The coding region runs from base 111 to 617 and encodes 168 amino acids. NCBI's taxonomy places the organism in Eukaryota, Metazoa, Mollusca, Gastropoda, Planorbidae.